GCCACCUGGAUCAAAAAUGCCAGGCCAGAUUUGUUUGUCCUAGUCCAUCCCUGGUGUUGGAUUUUAAACUCAGUAGUUCACAGAGAAAAUAACAAAGGGGAUAAAAUGGCACCUUGUUAUGCAGCUGUGUUCAGAGUACUUAUCUCUGACACCUUUCACACACAUUGUAGGACUGGGAGAUUAUUAUACAGCAAUUUAAGGUUUUUAUGACAGUUAAGGUUGAUAACUUUAAGUUGAUUCUAAACCAGUAAAAUAAAACAUUUAAGAGACUUUGAGUAAGAGUCAGAGACGUAUGGAGACAUCAACAAAACCUGAGGAGCCAAGAAGUAUUUUACAACUAGAAAUGUCAUGUUUCUUAUGUAGAGGACGUUUUAACUGAGGUGUCAUUUAAAAUGAGGAAACAAAGUCCAAACUCAAGGUGCCACUCCUCAUCCUGGCAUGCUUCAAAGCUAGGUAACCCCUCCCUGUAUUGUAUUAUUACAAAAAAAUAAUAGUCAGAGUCAGUCGUCACUGAGAGGUGAAAAGGCGCAGAAAGGAGUUCAGCUGGACCGGGAAACCUUCUCUUGUUCCAUCUGUCUGGAUCUACUGAAGGAUCCGGUGACUACUCCCUGUGGACACAGCUACUGCAUGGACUGUAUUAAAAGCCACUGGAUUGUAAGUACAGCUACAGCUGUCCUCAGUGCAGGAAGACAUUCACAGUGAGGCCUGUCCUGCUGAAAAACACCAUGUUAUCAGAUUUAGUGGAGGAGCUGAAGAAGACUGGACUCCAAGCUGCUCCUGCUGAUCACUGCUAUGCUGGAGCUGAAGAUGUGGCCUGUGAUGUCUGCACCGGGAGGAAACUCAAAGCACACAAGUCCUGUCUGCAAUGUCUGGCUUCUUUCUGUAAGCAACACCUUCAGCCUCAUUAUGAAUCAGAGACAUUCAAGAAACACAAGCUGGUGGAGCCGUCCAAGAAGCUCCAGGAGAACGUCUGCUCUCGUCAUGAUGAGGUGAUGAAGAUGUUCUGUCGUACUGAUAAGCAACUUAUCUGUUAUCUCUGCUUAAUGGAGGAACAUAAAGGCUACGACACAGUCUCAGCUGCAGCAGAAAGGACUGAGAGGCAGAAAAAGCUCGAGGGGAGUCAACAAAACAUCCAAGUGGAUGUUUUACUGCUACAACCAGAGCCGAAGACCAAACACACAGCUUUUAUUAUCGGAGGGGAACAGGAAAGCAACACUGUGUCAACAACAGUCUUAUUCUAGUCACCCAGACAGAUUCACUGACUGGUGUCAGGUCCUGAGUAGAGAGAGUCUGACUGGAUGUUGUUACUGGGAGGUGGAGAGGAGAGGAAGAGGAGGAGUUUAUGUAGCAGUCGCACACAAGAAUAUCAGCAGAGCAGGGGGGUCGGAUGAAUGUGGAUUUGGGUACAAUAACAAAUUUUGGGCGUUAGAUUGUUACAACAACAGUUCUACAUUUUGGUCCAACAAUGUCCAAACUCCCGUCUCAGGUCCUGAGUCCUCCAGAGUAGGAGUGUACCUGGAUCACAGUGCAGGUAUUCUGUCCUUCUACAGCGUCUCUGAAACCAUGACUCUCCUCCACAGAGUCCAGACCACAUUCACUCAGCCCCUCUAUGCUGGACUAGAGGUUGGUUGGUAUGGAGACUCUGCUGAGUUGUGUAACCUGAAAUAGACAGAAGUCAUUUAAGGUAGAGAUGUUCGAUACCGCCUAAAACGCUGGUAUCGGUAUCGGGAAGUACUGGAGUUUAUGCACCGAUCCGA
Perca flavescens (yellow perch) is the source of this 1757-nucleotide messenger RNA. RefSeq names its product tripartite motif-containing protein 29-like. Lineage: Eukaryota; Metazoa; Chordata; Actinopteri; Perciformes; Percidae. Gene Ontology annotation, molecular function: zinc ion binding. The record is from RefSeq and is a predicted model, not a curated record. The transcript has a single exon. The coding region runs from base 726 to 1241 and encodes 171 amino acids.